This is a messenger RNA of Bursaphelenchus xylophilus (pine wood nematode), 1614 nucleotides long. The record is from the annotation of a GenBank genome assembly. NCBI's taxonomy places the organism in Eukaryota, Metazoa, Nematoda, Chromadorea, Rhabditida, Aphelenchoididae.
AUGAUUUUAACUACAAUAUUUCUACUAUUGUGCGCAACCUCAGCCCAAAUACUUCCUCGAUUUGAGAUCAGUGAUCAAGAACUUGUCUCAAUUGUAAAUAAAAUGAGAGAAGUUGAUCAAAACAAGGCCAGAUCAAAUCAAAUUCAACUCAACUUCCAGGGACAUACGGGAUCUGCUGACGUCACGGAUAGGGCUGACAAAAAGUAAGAAGAUCCGUGAUUAUUUGGUCGUUGGUGUAUUACAGGGUGCGCCAAAAGUGUGGACAAAUAUUUUUGUAAGAGCAAAGUGAGGGAAACGUGUAAUGCGUCUAAUUCUAAGAAUCCUUCUGCAAGAUUUCAGACAAAGUAAUUGUAUAUGACUCUUUUUUUGCCAUUGUAAGGGCUCACGACUACGACCCCUAUCGUGAGACACGGACCGCAAAACGGUUAAAAUAUGGUAACACCUUCUUUACAGUUGCAAGGGCUGAAAUUUGCAUUUUCUGCAGAGCAACGAUCGAUUUUUUAUAUUCUGACGGAUCCUUUAGACGUCCUUACACGUUCUUUGUAGAUUGUUCACCGGAAUCGAUUCAUCUUUGCUAAGAAAACCGACCUAUGAGGCGUUGAUCGACCUUCUCGAUAACUAUAAUAUAGAGACCGGAGUCGCUGAAAAACAGUCAACUCAAGUAAGCCCGGUCUUCAUAGUUUAGUUACUUCAGUCAAAUGCCGAGAUCGACCGGUUUCUGGAUCUAAUCCUGGAGACGCCUGUAUGGAGUGCCCUUGGACCUUUUUUGAAGAAUAAAGGUAGGCAAAAAGUAAUCGUUUUUCGACUAUUUAUUCUGUACGAUACUUCUAGGUCAUCCGUUUGCCAAAGACAAAAAAACGAUGAGAAAAUAUCUGAAACAAUUAUGGUUCGAUAAUUACUCCAGGGCUCGAGGACAGCCAGAUACUUCGGGAUUCGAGCACGUCUUUGUGGGGGAGGCCAAGAAUGGAGAGAUCUCGGGAAUGCACAAUUGGAUCAGGUUUUACACCUUGGAAAGGAAUGCUUCUGAAAACUUUGAUUACAGAGGUUUCUUGGUAAAACGCGGAGUAAGUAGAUACAGUAAUCAAAGGUCGUCAGCGGGCCGGGCUCAAAUUAUAACAUGUUAUAAAAUAAAGAUACCGAUUCUGUGAACUCUGCAAAAAAAAGUUUUAAAAUUUGGCCAAAAACUAAAAACGUCAUAGCCAAGCUACAAAAAUUGGCGCGUCUUGAACAUACUGCUUUUCAGAAAAAUAUUUUUUUCUGGGUCCAAUUUAUUUUUCCAAACCUUUUUAGUUGUUGCUUUCUUUUUAGAAUAUCAUGGCGGCCGUAAAGUUUUAUUGGAAUAAAUUAGCGAAGAGAGCAGGCUCAUUACUCAUUGGGACAAGUCCGGAAUUCGACUUUGGGCUGUAUACUUUGUGCUUUUUGAGUCGGCGUUCAAGUAGGACGUGUGAUGUAAGUUAGCCAUCAAGAUGACUAUCAUUCCAGGUCGAAUUGGAUGGAUGUCCAAUGAGUGUAACUAGUUACGACAUCGUCCAGAAUCGCAAAGUUUUCAUUGGAUCCAUCUUCCCCAGUGCCGGCCGAAUGACUGAUAAAUGUCGACAAAGAAAUCGAGCGUGA